AUGAAUCCUUUACGGUCACCAGCACGCUCAGGAUACGAUCCAGUCAACUUGAACCAUCCCGUCGACUCCCAUAUCAGGGGUGAUAGCAACGACCUCGAUAGUGUCCAAAACGUUUUUCUCUCCGCUACCUCAUCGUCCAUGUACCCCCCUGGCCCCCAACAACACCGGGGGGCAUCCCUUUCUCAAUCAUCGCUGCCCCUCGGUGCUGGCGCGCCAAAACGUGUGCAUAUUGUGGACGAUUCCUUAGACGCCAACGCCAGAUCCCGGAGUUACGAUGCUGAGCGCGGUGGCUUCCCCAGUCCUUCAAUGUCAGAGCCCGUUAAACCUUCGGCGCACAGCCGAGGAUCCAGCUGGGAUAUUCUGAAUGGCAUCAGGAAGUUUGAGCAUUCCUACGAGGAGUUCGACUCGAGAAAUGCCAGCCAGAGCCACCUGGUUUAUGCGGAAGGGGAUAUACCCAAUAACAAGGUGUCUAGACUGUACAAUUAUCUUCUGAACGUAUCAAUCGUUACUAGGUGGAUCUUGUUCAUUCUACCAGUCAUGACUAUACUUUGGAUCCCGGGUAUACUUCAGUUCACUACCUUCCCCAAUGCCUCGGUCUGGGGCGUCAAACUGCUCUGGUGGAGUAUAUGGCUUAGUGUCGUGUGGGGUGGCUGGUGGGUCGCUUUGGCCGGUUCACGUCUAUUGCCACCCAUCAUUCGCGCGACCGUUGGCGCAGUAGCCGUGGCUGCGCGAAGAUACAUCGAUUGGGCUUCGGCCUUGCAUCGAUACGUCGCCCUGUUUGCUUGGUCACUCGCCAAUUGGAUCACUUGGAAUCCCGUUAUCGACAGUCGUCAGAGUUCAGAUGCGACCGAGAAAUCUGUCAAUAUUAUCAACCUUAUUGGCAAAUUGUUAUUCGGAAUAUACCUUUGUGCAGCGGUGCUGCUAGCCGAGAAGUUUGCCAUCCAAUGGAUUGCUGGUAAAUUCCAUGAACGGUCUUACGCUGAGCGUAUUGCCGGCCAAAAAUUCGCUGUCAGGUCUCUCGUUACUCUAUACCGACAUUCCUCAGACAUACCCGGCCGUUCUGAUACCCUGAAGGAGGGUGCUUCUAAAGGUAUUGCGGCUCCGAAGAAAUUUUUGAAACGCGCGAUGAAAGGAGUGCGGGCCGCCGCAACCACGACAACAUCGGCUUUCGGAAAUGUUGCAGUAGAGCGAGCUCUCCGUCUGGACUCGAGAUUGGUCAGUCGGCUAAUAUGCCUUGACAGUUCAGUGCUUCAGCCCAAUUCUCCUCAAGCAAUGGUCAAAACUGCUCUGGAAUCAGCCAACAAGUCCCGUUUGCUCGCCCGCCGGCUCUUCUACUCCUUUGUCAAGCCUGGUGCCGAUUGGCUCAUCGUUGAAGAUAUUGCGCAAUUUUUCCCAACCCAAGACGAGGCCGAUCAAGUGUUUGCACUUUUUGACAAAGAUUCAAAUGGCGAUGCAUCUAGGGACGAGGUUGAACUGGCCUGCUUGGACUUUCAUCGAGAACAACUGUCCAUCGAGCAUUCAAUGCAGGAUCUGGACAGUGCCGUUGGACGUCUAGAUAACAUCUUGAUGUCUCUUUAUGUCGUUGCCGCAGGUUUGAUCAUUGCGAUUUGUUUGGAAGCGCAGUUGACAACCUUGGUUACUGGCGCUGGAACCUUUAUCCUCGGAUUGAGUUGGUUAAUUGGAACAAGUCUGUCUGAAGUUCUCACCAGUAUCAUCUUCCUCUUUAUUCGUCAUCCCUUCGAUGUCGGAGAUCGGGUGGAUUUGGCGAAGGUGUCCUAUACCGUGAAGGAGAUCCGUCUCUUGAGUACGAUAUUUUUGGACUCAAACGGAGUAUAUGUUCAGGCACCUAACAGCGUACUAAACACUUUGUUCAUCCAAAAUAUCCGGCGUAGUCCGCAAAUGAGCGAGACGUUCACGUUUGACGUUAGCUAUGCAACUUCAUUCGAAGAUUUGGAACGACUUCGAGACAAAAUGCUUGCCUUUGUCACAGAAGAAAGGCGUGAUUAUCAACCGAUCUUUGAUGUAGCGGUCGUUGAUUUUCCUGAUCAAGAAAAGAUGACGCUUUCGGCUGAAAUUAAAUACAAGAGCAACGGCCAGCAGGGUAGUUUGAAAGCCAAACGCAGAAACAAGUGGAUCUGUGCAUUGAAGUCGGUCCUGGCAGACCUGCACAUCUAUGGCUCAGCAGGCAACCCGGAUGAAGGGCCUGUGAUCAAUCGUUACACGAAGGUUCCUUGGGAGAAAGUUGAAGCUGAUGAUAGGAAAAAGACUGCGGAGAAGCCUUCUGUGUCUGCUGAACCCGUUGGGGGUUGGCAUUUGUCGGACUCGAACAUAAUAGUUGGAGGUGCUGAAGACGACGUCUUUGGAGAAGCCGAUGAGCUUCAUAUGACGAGUCCUCGCCUCAUCUCUGACGAUUCGGGACUGCCAAACGCAUCCCCGGCUUUUCGUAUUCGAAGCGCGAUGACCAUGCCGGUUUCCGAUUCAUCUGGUUCUGCCCUGAAUACUGCAGGAGUAGAUUUUAUUGAAAUGAAGCCGCGCCCGUGA
Guyanagaster necrorhizus is the source of this 2541-nucleotide messenger RNA. RefSeq lists its product as uncharacterized. Gene Ontology annotation, cellular component: membrane. The transcript is spliced from 14 exons. The coding region runs from base 1 to 2541 and encodes 846 amino acids. Gene Ontology annotation, biological process: intracellular calcium ion homeostasis; calcium ion transmembrane transport. The record is from RefSeq and is a predicted model, not a curated record. NCBI's taxonomy places the organism in Eukaryota, Fungi, Basidiomycota, Agaricomycetes, Agaricales, Physalacriaceae. Gene Ontology annotation, molecular function: calcium ion binding; calcium channel activity.